Molecule: messenger RNA, 573 nt
Organism: Paramecium tetraurelia
Lineage: Eukaryota; Ciliophora; Oligohymenophorea; Peniculida; Parameciidae
Exons: 2
Biological process (GO): RNA polymerase III preinitiation complex assembly
Cellular component (GO): transcription factor TFIIIB complex
Molecular function (GO): TFIIIC-class transcription factor complex binding
Source: RefSeq, a predicted model, not a curated record
AUGAAAGAAAUAAAAAGUGAUUCCUUGUCACAUACUACAUUUUAAGAUCAAAGCACAACAGACCUCAUCAUCCAACAACAACUAUCUCAACUAACCAAAUAGAAGCAGCGGCAGAAUCAAAAGACUGUUAAGAAGGAGAAGAUCAAUAAAUUUAAGAAUUGGAGUUAAGAAGACACCAAGAAAUUUUUUAGAAGUCUCCAACUAUUUGGAACUGAUUUCUACAUGAUCAAUUAUUUGUUCAAUGACAGAACCAGAACCCAACUAAAGCGUAAAUUCAAGAAGGAGAGAAAUAAUGCUGAACUCCAAGCCUCCUUGAAAAAAUGCAGAAGAACAAAAAUUAUGAAAUUGAAAGAGAGGUUGUCUAUUUUAAAGACUGAGCAUCAAUAAAUCAAUAAGGCUGAAACCUUAACUUAAUUCACCAGGAAGAGAUUCGAAUCACUGGCUAGUGUAGAUAGUUUGGAUAUAUAACUUGUGGAAGAACUCCGACAUUUAGAAUGACUUCUGUUAUUAGUUUGUUUAAUUAAGGCUCAUAUCAAGCCAACCACUAUUAUUUUAACAACGCAACCAAUAAAA